AUGACCUCAAAACCACCCACAAAGAUAUUUCCAAUCACAGAAUUUCUUUCAGACCUACCGACCAACCUUACCCCUCAGUUCCUUGCACCGUCUUCCGAAAAUGGCCUGGCGAGUGGGCGCUUGGUCAUUGUAGGAGAUGUACACGGAAUGAGAAAGUCUCUAGAGGCACUGCUAGAUAAAGUUGGCUUUAAUAAGAACAAAGGAGAUUAUCUUAUUUUAGUUGGCGACCUAGUCAACAAAGGGUCUGAUAGCCCCGGUGUGGUUGAUCUGGCUAUCAAGCUUGGCGCCAGCGCAGUGCGAGGCAACCAUGAGAAUGCAGUUCUUAAUGCGGCUGCGGCGAUCAAUGCACCAAAGGAAAUUUUACAGGGAGACUUGACGGGUAGUCUGGCUGUACCUGAGAACCAGGAAGCUGACUUGUCUGGAGGUACUGUCCGAGACCCCGAGAUUUCUAACAAAUCUCUAUCUACUACAAUCGGCAUGACUGUGAAACCUAGCCCGGCAACACAUAGCACAGCAUUGGCACUUUCGAAACAUCAGCUCGACUGGCUUGCUGCUCUACCCUUGAUUUUGCGCGUCAAGCUACCGCCUGGCUUAUCACCCUCUCUUGGCGACACUCUAGUUGUGGCACAUGCGGGCCUCGUUCCAGGUAUUCCACUUGAAGAGCAGAAUCCGCAUGCUGUAAUGCAUGUGCGGAGCCUCGUCCGUAAAUCGGACGAGGAUGGAUUCAUGCCCGCGGAAGUUUCUGGAGAAGAAAGCUGGGUCGGGGAAUGGGACCGGUGGCAAGAUAAGCUAGCGUCCAAGACUACAGUGGUAUUCGGACACGAUGCAAAGCGCCGGUUGCAGCUGGGAAAGUAUGCAAUAGGACUGGACUCAGGAUGUUUAUACGGCAAUCAGCUAAGUGCGGUUGUCAUUGCGGUUGUUGAUGGGCAGAUUGAGCGGCAGAUUGUUCAGGUCGAAUGUAUUGAUGAGCCGGUUGCUCCAACAGUUUCAGUGGACGAAGGCGAUAAGAAAGUGAUGGGAUAG
Penicillium odoratum is the source of this 1023-nucleotide messenger RNA. RefSeq names its product metallophosphoesterase family protein. Gene Ontology annotation, molecular function: phosphatase activity; endopolyphosphatase activity. NCBI's taxonomy places the organism in Eukaryota, Fungi, Ascomycota, Eurotiomycetes, Eurotiales, Aspergillaceae. The record is from RefSeq and is a predicted model, not a curated record. The transcript has a single exon. Gene Ontology annotation, biological process: polyphosphate catabolic process. Gene Ontology annotation, cellular component: cytoplasm. Bases 1 to 1023 code for a protein of 340 amino acids.